Molecule: messenger RNA, 2414 nt
Organism: Nicotiana attenuata
Lineage: Eukaryota; Viridiplantae; Streptophyta; Magnoliopsida; Solanales; Solanaceae
Exons: 14
Coding region: 268-1719 (483 amino acids)
Biological process (GO): SNARE complex assembly
Cellular component (GO): endosome; lytic vacuole
Molecular function (GO): SNARE binding
Source: RefSeq, a predicted model, not a curated record
UACUCAAAGUUAUUACGAUGUCACCAAGUUUUAAUUUUAAAAAUUAAAAACCUUAGCUGAUCAGAGCUCCGGCGACAAAGACAUAUUAGAGACCCCAAAAUCAUCUAUUUGUACCCCCUAAAUUAAGCUCCUGUUCUUAUCCACUUCACAACUGAUUAAGUAAUAUUUAUUGCAGCUAUUCGAUUUUUUCACGAGUUUAUUUUCCACAAUCCCGUUACUGGUUUCUGGAAAUUGUGUGUAGAUAAACUAGGGUUGAAAACAGUGAAGAUGACGAGAAAAACGAGUUGCUGUGGUAUUUGUGAGAAUUCAAAUCUUCCUUCCAUUUGUCCUGUUUGCGUCAAUUACAGAUUGAAUGAGUACAGCACUGUGUUAAAAUCACUGAAGGGCAGGAGGGAUGCACUCUAUGGGCGAUUAAGUGAAGUACUCUUGGCUAAGGGUAAGGCCGAUGAUCAACUUAGUUGGAGGGUGCUUCAGAAUGAAAAAUUGGCAAGAUUAAAGGAAAAGCUUCGACAACAGAAAGAGCAAGUUUCACAAGGGAAGGCGAAAAUCGAGAAGAUGUCUCAUGAUCUGAAAGUUCAGUAUGAGUUGCUAGGGUCAGCAACGAGCAUGUUGGAAAAAAAUCGUGCGGAACAACUUGAGAAGUUUUAUCCUAAUCUCAUCUGCACUCAAAAUCUUGGGCAUAUGGCAAUUACCUCUGAGCUUCUUCAUAAACAAUCUGUGGUUGUAAAGCAGAUAUGCAAGUUAUUCCCUCAACGUCGUGUGAUAGUUGACGGAGAAAAAAAAGACACAUCUAGUGGCCAAUAUGAUAGCAUCUGUAAUGCAAGGUUGCCAAGAGGACUUGAUCCUCAUUCAGUUCCAUCUAAUGAGCUGGGUGCUUCUUUAGGAUAUAUGGUGCAACUUUUGAACCUUGUUGUGCGUUGCGUAUGUGCUCCUGCACUUCAUAAUUCAGGAUUUGCGGGUUCAUGUUCUCGAAUAUGGCAACGAGAUUCUUACUGGGAUGCCCGGCCGUCGUCUAGAAGUGGCGAGUACCCACUUUUUAUUCCACGCCAAAACUUUUGCUCGUCAGGUGGGGAAGCUUCAUGGUACGACAGAAGUUGCAGUAAUUCUGGAAGUUCAAGUGACUUUGGAGUUACCUCAAUGGAAUCUGAUAGAAAACCUCGGUUGGAUUCUUCUAGUAGUAGUAGUUUCAACUAUGCUUCUGCUUCCCUGCACUCAAUAGAAUCACACAAGGAUCUGCAGAAAGGCAUAGCACUUCUCAAGAAAAGUGUUGCCUGCAUUACUGCAUACUGUUACAACACUUUAUGUUUAGAAGUUCCUGCCGAAGCCUCUACUUUCGAAACAUUUGCAAGAUUGUUGGCUACACUUUCUUCUUCAAAGGAAGUUCGAUCUGUGUUUUCUUUGAAAAUGUCUGGUUCAAGGGCAUCCAAGCAAGUCCAACAACUGAACAAAUCUGUUUGGAAUGUAGAUUCAGCCGGGUCAUCUAGCACUUUGAUGGAGAGUGGACAUGUGCCAGUAUUGAGAAAUACAUUUGACAAUGCUCUUCCAAGUUCUACUGCUAGUUUGAUUUAUGCCACUGAAGUAUCUGAUGUAGGAAGGAAUGAAAAUUUAAUUGAAGGUUGGGAUCUUAUUGAGCACCCUCCUUUUCCUCCUCCUCCAUCACAAACUGAAGAUGUUGAACAUUGGACACGAGCCAUGUUUAUUGAUGCAACAAAGAAAUGAGCCACUUCUUGGAUGGCUACGUCAUUGUAAUUAUAGCCAUUGCUCAUGAAGACAUCCAAGGAUGGAGGGAUGCUUCCGAGCUACAUCAAUCUCUCGGAUGAAAAAGCUUGUAAAGUUGUCAAACUAAGUUAAACAUUCACAAAUUGUAAAUAGCGUCAACGUGGUUUUAGCUUUGUUUAUGGAAACCACAGUAUCUUUAUUUUACUCUUACCAUAUUCUCAUACAGCUUUAAAAAGAGUGACGGUUUUGCAUGCAAGCAAACACCCAUGAUUAGAAGAUGAAUAUGCAGGUGAUAUCCUUUUCUAUUUAGCUCUCACCAACCUUCCCCGCCCGGGGGGCGCAAAAUCUGUUUGUCAUCAGGUAUUAAAAACCUGAUUCUCUAAGGAGCUCUUCUAUGGCUGGUAGCUGGAGAUUUCUGAGACAAGCUAAAACCUCACAACUGAACUGAACCGCUCUGCACUUUCUAAGGCAUUGUUGGUAGCAAAAGUAAAGGCCCAUGAUAUAUUCAUGGGGGGCGUGGGUGGGAGGAGAAGAUGAAUUUAAUUACUAGUCUUAACCAUGUUAAAUGAAAUAAGACAGUACCUUAAGCAGGGGUAAAAAAUGUAGCUUUCUUAUCCAAGAUGUUUGUGAUAUACUUGAACAUUUUUAAUGUUACCGUUUAGUUGAAAAAUAUAUAUGGAAGGAUUUCGUCAAUG